Salvia splendens (bonfire salvia) is the source of this 1084-nucleotide messenger RNA. RefSeq lists its product as uncharacterized. The coding region runs from base 219 to 911 and encodes 230 amino acids. Lineage: Eukaryota; Viridiplantae; Streptophyta; Magnoliopsida; Lamiales; Lamiaceae. The transcript has 2 exons. The record is from RefSeq and is a predicted model, not a curated record.
CUUCGCCUCUGUACAUAUCUAUAAUGAGCAUCUGAGUUUUUUGUAUAUAAGCAAGCACUAGUCGUAGUAGUAGUAGCAUCAUCAUCUUACCUCCUCGCCUGCAAAAGUGGGCUGGAAGAAAAAGAAAGAAAAGGAUGAUACACUCUCUUCACACUUUCCACCCCACUCAAUUUCCCAAUCCCUUGUAAUCAUAGUGAGAGAGAGAGAGAGAGAGAUCUAUGAAGAAGAGAGCAAAAUCCAAAAAUGAUGUGAUGAAUAAUCUAAAACAAGCCACAGCCAUGAGAGACACUCCCAUUGUAGAGGCAGAUCCACCCAAGAAGCAAGUCCGAAGGAGGCUCCAGACCAGAAAGCCUUAUCAGGAAAACCUCCUCAACAUGGCCGAAGCCCGCCGCGAAAUCGUCGCCGCCCUCAAACUCCACCGCGCCUCCAUGAAACAGCAGCACCGCCACAGCCCCGAUUGUCAGCCUAGGAGCAAUACGCCUUAUGUGUCUUGUUCCUAUCCCGCUCCCCCGGCGCCUCUGGGGGAUUUUGAGAGCCUCGAUUUUGCUCUGCCGAGGCAGGCGCUGGGGCUGAAUCUGAACCUGCAUGACCUCAUCACCGCGCCGUGCUCGGUUUACUCGUCUCCGUUGAUUUCUUCCUCGCCUCCUCCUCCUCCUCCUCCCCCUCCUCCCCAGUUGCUGGAGAGGCGGGAGGGGUUUGAGUUUCUGGGAAUCGGAGGAGAGGAGGAGAGGGAAGAGGAAAUGGCGAGCUCGCCGUUUGACGAAGUCAAAGAAUUUCCGGCGUGGCUGAUUGCGAAUGAGAGCUGUUUGGAGGUGCAGCAUCUUCAUCACCCGGAUUUCCUCCAGGGCUCUGUUUUGCCAUGCAUGGAGAUCGAGGAAAUUGAAGGAAUGGAUGGAGAUUGGUUGGCUUGAGAAUGUUUUGAUUGUGUUUCUUUUUUUCGCAUGAUCAAAUAUAUAUAUGCGUGCUCAAUAUUAAUGUGGGCGCUAGGAAUUUUUUGAAUUUAAGCUUACAAACUAAGUCUUUCUACUAUAAUUAUAAAUGUUGUUCCCAUCUCGUAUUAUAAAAUAAUACUAUUGUGAUAUAA